CGCCCAACCGGUAGGUCAACGAUAGCAUUCUUAACGGGGAGGGAGGCGGGGCGGGGGCGGGGAACAUUUUUAAGGAAUUUCCAUCGGAUAAGGCAAUAAUACGUUUAAUAUUGUCAGGAGGGGCCAAUUAAUUGGGUAGCGUCUCGGAAGACCACACACUACCGGUACAGAGAACGAACGUAACAUUUGUAUGAAUACGUUGGUUCGUUAUAUAUAUAUACGAUCUUGUGCUACACACAAGCUUACGUACGGUUCGUUCGAUUUAAAAUUAGAACAAAACACGGAACGAUGACGGUGCGCAAUUUUGUUACGUGCUAACGAAUCUGUCAUUGGGUCUAGCUUGCGUCAGGCAGGUCCGUACACGACAGAAAAGUUGUUAACCAUUUCCAAAAUGUAAUUACCGAGAGUGCGGUACUUUCUCUGGGAAUCAGCGAAUAAAUUUAUUUACGUAGACACUAAAGAUAAAAUAUCUCAGGAAACACGCUUUUCUAAUUUUUAUAAGCAUUUUAACUGCUCAAUAAUUCCAGUCGUAACACGUCGGACGGAUGUAUUAAUCAUUAUGGAAAUAUCGUCGGGUUACGUUCCUGACAAAGUCACGUGGAUUUGUUGUGUUUUGCUUUAAUCUUAAGUUGAACGGACAAAUACAUAUACAGACACACACACACAUAGACACACAUACAGACAGACAGAAUUACGAGCGUAUAUAUAUGUAUAUAUAUAUGAAUAUAUAGAAAUAUAUGUAUAUAUACAUACGUAUAUAUUUUUUUGUUGUAACUUCUCUGUCCUUGGUCUACGACUGUAAAUUGUGUAUAUUUUUAUGUUUUGUAUUCGUCACGAAUGUCGCGCGACGCCUAUAUCUGUACUUCGAGUCUACAUAAGAAAAUAGGGUAUAUGUAUUUAUGAAAUCGUUAAUCUAGCGUGUAAAUAAAAAAAAAACGAGAUCCUCAAGUGUUAUACACAUCUAUGGACAAAUACAUGAUUUGAACGUUACAUCAGCGUUUCAUAUUUUAUUCAAAAGCGGCGAUCAUAAAACGGAUAAGAAUAAUAUGACAUGUCAGUGAACCGAGUAAAGUUCCUCCGGUAAAGACGAUCAGUUUUCAGGUGUGUAUUGUUAGUUAUACACGUAACCGACUGCCGUUCACCGGGUCAUGUUUUCUUCUCAUGGCGCUCGUUUUGCCGAUAUAAUUGUGUCUGUGAAAAUCGCACACACGUCCAGUGGUUAAAGCUUAUGUCAUUUGUGUAACAUGGCGUCCAACGAAAAUAGCGAUUCCCAGAAAGUUUUGGAGUUCAAAAUCUACAAGUACUCCAGCUUUUUCUCAUCUUACGUGCCAGGAAAUAUUCUCGUGGAUAAACCGUCGGAUCAGACAUCGCGCUGGUCGUCCGAUAUUGACAAUCACCCACAGUUUCUCAUAUUAAAGUUACAACGCCCUUCAAUUGUGAAAACAAUUACCUUCGGUAAAUAUGAAAAAACACACGUAUGUAACAUAAAAAAGUUCAAAGUGUACGGCGGUUUAGAACCGGAAAAUAUGAUGGAACUAUUAGAAAGCGGACUGAAAAAUGAUUCUAUGCCAGAAACAUUCGAUUUAAAGCAUAUAUUAGGAAACAAGGAUAAUUAUUUUCCAGUUAGAUACAUAAAGAUUCUACCGUUACAAUCUUGGGGUCCCAGCUUUAACUUCUCUAUUUGGUAUGUAAAACUGAGCGGUAUCGACGACCCUAAAAUAGUGAAACCCAACAUUGAAUGCUUCAAUAUGUAUCGUCAGAAAGAGGUGAUAAGACUCUGUAUGAAACACUUCAGAAGAUUGGAGCAACCAGAAAUUGUACAAACAUUACAAAGAGUUACAGGGGUUUCGUUGGAAGAUCCUAGGUUGACCGCGUUGUACGAUCUAUUGGUGACGAAGGGAGAUUAUUUGCAAGCUGAACAUUUUAUAAGUAACAUUGUGAUGAUGGGUCUAUUAAACGAUUAUAUACAUGCUCAAACCUAUAGAGCAAUUUGGUCGAAAUUGUCGACCGAUGAUCCUAAACCUGGAAUGAGAGGUGGCCAUCAAAUGGUACUUGAUCCCACCGCGGAGCUGGUGUAUCUAUUCGGAGGAUGGGAUGGAAAUAAAGAUCUUUCUGACCUGUGGGCGUACAACAUAGCUACCAACAAGUGGACUAUCAUAUGCAAAGACGCAGAAGCUGUGGGCGGCCCGAGCGCGAGAUCCUGUCAUAAAAUGUGUCUAGACCCUAAACGACGACAACUUUUCAUCCUUGGAAGAUAUUUAGACACGCAGUACAGAAAGCUAGAGAACUUGAAGAGCGACUUUUUCGUGUACGAUAUCGAGUCGAAUAAAUGGACCCAAAUAUCGGAAGACACAGAAUCCGUGGGUGGACCAGAAUUAAUUUUCGAUCAUCAAAUGUCCAUGGAUGUCGAAAAGCGAACCAUUUAUAUUUUCGGUGGUCGCGUCGUUGUUUCGCCAAACAUUUCCGACGAAUAUGAAUACCGUAUAAUACCGAACCUGCCUGAACCAAUUUUCUCUGGACUGUAUUCCUAUCAUGUGCCUACCGGUACAUGGACGAAACUGGCCUGCGACAUUGCGAGGCCGUGCCCUCCGAACGUGCCGACCAUCAGAUCCAGAGCCGGCCAUUCUAUGCUCUUCCAUCCGGGUUCAAGAAAACUAUAUAUUUUUGCGGGUCAAAGGGGUAAAGAGUAUCUCAGCGAUUUCGUCACCUACGAGAUCGACACGAACCACAUAGAGCAUAUAAACUUCAACGAUUCCAGUUCAAGCGAUUCGAAUCACGUGCCUGCAGCUGGUUUCACGCAGAGGGCAACGAUCGAUUCUGAAUUAGGAGAGAUCUACGUGCUGUCGGGGUUGAGCAAGGACAAGGAUAAACGAGACGACAACGUGCAGAAUUCCUUCUGGGUUUACAAUAUCGAAAACAACAAAUGGUCAUGUAUUUAUAGACACGAGAACGUAGGAGAGAAGUACUGGAACAAAAUGCAAGAUUACGUUCCCUGCCCGCGAUUCGCGCAUCAGUUGGUUUACGACCACGUUAAAAAGGUACACUUCUUAUUCGGAGGAAAUCCAGGAAGAUCUUGCAUUCGAAACCUACGACUCGACGAUUUCUGGCAGCUGAAGUUGUGCCGACCCUCUCAAGACGAGAUCCUGAAGAGAUGCAAGCUGUUGAUCAGGAAGCACAAGUUCAAAGAACUGGCCCUGAGCAACAGCGUGGAGGCGCUUAAAUAUUUGCAGGUUCAAGUGUUCGAGAUCAUUGAUCACAACGACGCCGAACAGACGAAAGAGUUUCAAUUGUUAACGUCUAUUCUAUUCAAAGAGCAGAACUCGUUGUUAGAGGAAGCCACGAAUUCGAACAGCUCGGGCAGCAUGCUAGGAAGUUUCCUCCAUGAACCGAUGUACGCCCAGAACAGCCGCGACAUUCACACGCUGAGAACCGAGCUGUACGACAAACUGACGGAAUUUUUCCCGGAAUCAUUGACGCAACCGCGCGCAAAUCUGAUCGAUCUUUUGCCGUUAUGAACCGACACCGGAGAGAACCGGUCGAGAACGCCUCCAGACACAUAGAAAAACAAAGAGAUUCAGUUUGUUAUCUUACGAAGGUGUUUACCGCAGA
Nomia melanderi (Alkali bee) is the source of this 3609-nucleotide messenger RNA. RefSeq names its product muskelin 1 (gene muskelin). Gene Ontology annotation, cellular component: cytoplasm. Gene Ontology annotation, molecular function: protein binding. NCBI's taxonomy places the organism in Eukaryota, Metazoa, Arthropoda, Insecta, Hymenoptera, Halictidae. The record is from RefSeq and is a predicted model, not a curated record.